Messenger RNA from Arachis ipaensis, 716 nucleotides. The record is from RefSeq and is a predicted model, not a curated record. Lineage: Eukaryota; Viridiplantae; Streptophyta; Magnoliopsida; Fabales; Fabaceae.
GAUUCAAGUUUAUCUACCAUUGUCCCAAACAACCACUGUGCCAGAAAUUGAACCAACCCCUGUGCUAGAAAUUGAACCAACCCCUGCAAAGUCUCCAAGUGAAAAAAUUAAUGAAGAAACUACAAAAAGCACUCCAGAACCACCGCCAAAAACUGAAGAAAGCACACCCACGCUUCCACCAGCUCCAUCUAAAGUCCCCAGAAGAUGCUGUUGCACUGAUGAUGAUGGCACGAACAGCAUCGUACAUUCCUAAAGAAGGUCCGAUGCCAUCAUUCAGCCUCGGCUUGACUGAUUCAAGCCAAGAAGAAGCAGCAACGCAAGAGGGUGCAGCAACGCAAGAGGGGCAGAGGGCAAAAACUCCUGAAACGCCAAAACUAAUAGAACAGUUAGGGGAGCUGGUGGAAAAAAUUGCAGGCAGUGGGGUGAAAACAGAAGGUAAAACUCCACCUAUUCAUAAGCAAAGUGGUGAAGAAAGUUUUGAAAAGUUUGAAACUCCUGCGAGGACAAAUGAAAUGAGUGCUGAAAUGAAAGAGAAAUGCUACAUCUGGGCCACACGUGUGAAAACAUACGCAGAUGGACGUACUAAUGAGUAUGACGCUGUGUGCACACUCAAUGCCCAAGAUCAAUACAUUUUGUUAAAAAUCCACUUCGCAUCUCUCAAAGCUGAUACACAUAUAGAAGCUGAGGUAAUAUUAGAAUAACAUUAAUGAUUUUAU